AUGGAUGCAUCGCAGCGUCUUGGUGGCGGUGGCCUCCUCAAGGCGGUCUACGUCUUCUUCUUGCUGCUGUUCGGCCUCUUUGUGACCGGUGCGUACAACUGGGCGUUGAAGGAAUACCGAACGCAGCCGCAGAAUAUCAACCCCGUCAUGUACCCCUUCUUCACCGAAAUCAACGUCUCUGCUUUUGCACCGACGAUGCGGGAGAAAUACUACCGACUCUGGCGUACCUACGACUGGAUGGCGGACGGAUACGCCGCCCCGCGCGUUGACGGAGUAUACGCUCGAGUCCCUAUCUUUUACGUGCAUGGCAACGGCGGCUCCUACUACUGCGCGCGUUCCCUGGCUCGCUUUGUGUAUGAAUCCAACGCGCGACUGCGGCAGCAGGUGAUGCGUGAGUACCGCCGCCACGUGAAGCGGCAGUUGUUCCAGGAAUACCGCGCCAACCAAUCGCUUGAGGAGCUGGAGGAAGGAGUGCGCAUUCCAGAGUGGCUACAGCACCGUGUGGAAGAGAAGAUAGUGCGAGAGGAGGUGCCACUGCUUGGCGCGGAGCUCUUUUCCGUGGACUUCUUGGAAGAGUCGUCCACACAGUCGGCGGCCAUCACCUUAAAGGAGGCGCGUUUCGUAAAUCAUUCUGUCCACCUCGUCAUGAGCGGAUUCCUGCGCACCUACGCUGACGUCCUCGCCGCGCCACCAGCGCCUGCCUUCGACAGUGACACGCUUGACAAGAAGGACACCCGUCGCACGGGCGGCACCUCGAAGCUCUCCGCGGCCACUGAGAGGCUGCUGAGGGAAGUCGAGAGGGAGUACUCACAAAGCGUGUGCAGCCAUUCUUCCAUCGUCGCGGACGAGAAGGUGUGCCAGCAGGCGAAUUACCUGACGAAGCGGUUCUCAACUCUGGAGCGGGCGCGAGCGGAAGUGCAGCGCGUGCAGCAGCGGGGUAUCUGGAUGUGGGCCGAGUCGCUCGGAGGCGUGACAACUCUCUUGGCCGCCAUCCUGGCCCCGCAUCUCUACGCAGGUGUGGUCAUGGUGGGGACACCGAUGCACUACCCGCCGCUGUUCUUCGACCACGCAAGCGUCUGGAUCUACGAGAUCCUCAAUGCAGCGGUGCUACUGCGUUAUCCGGCCCCAGAAGACGUGCAACGAGUGCAGUACACUGCUAUCAACUGGGCGGACAUGGUGGCCGACACAAAGCUUCCAAAUGAUCUCCUGCAUGACCUCCGCGCCGUGCCGCCUGCCGAGCUUCAUCAUCGUCUGCGCAACCUCACGCUUCUCGGCAUCAACGGCGGCACUUUGGACGAUGUUGUUCCCUCCAUUUCCGGCUACUUGCAGCGCUCAACACCACGCGCGCCAGGCACACUGGUCAACCGAAGCGCCCUCCUGCAGGACGGCGGGUAUCGACGCGACAUCUCCACUGAGACGCUCCGCGGCUGCGGCACCGCCAUGGACCACCGCGGGCUCGUGUACGGUCUUCAGUUCCUGCAACACUCUGCCGACUCGCUGGUGCAGGCAGCGCUGCUGCCGAACGCCAAUGCAUAUUUCGGCCGUGAGGAGAAGCUUCCGUCGCUGCACCGCGAUCGGCUCUUCCCCAGCGUGGUGGAGACACUAGACGCGCACCGCUUUGAAGAGCAGCGGCUCGAGCACAUCUUCAUGUCGUCCGUGCGUGACUCGCUCACCGGCAAGUACGUGAAGGAGACGAAGUUCCGUGCGCUGUCGGAGCAGCUAAAGCAGGUGUGCGUGGACAGCGACGCACCGAUCGACUACAACGAUCUGCCCAUGUACGACGAGGCGGACCUGAGGAGCGGUUACUACGAUGGCGCGAAGGUGCUGAACGUGCUCAUAGGCGUGACGACGCUCUCGCCCGAGCAGGUGUUUGCGCCGAACAUUCAACUGUUCUACGACCAGGCACGCGAAACACCGACUCUCGACUCGGAGGUGCAUGAACGGGCAGCAACGUUGCUACACCUGCCGACGACCUACAAGGGCACCAAGCCGAUACCCGGGCGAACUCUGCAGACAGCCGUCAGCUUUGCCAUCUACCGACGGAUGACGAAGCGCCGCCAUCAGACGUGGCUCUGGCCACGCUUCUGCAUGCUAGUGGGUAUCGACCAGGGCCUAGGAACAACACGCGCAUAUCUCCAGUAUGACAAGAUCGGCCUCUCCGCGUUCGCCGAUUCCUCCAGCAACCACGUGCUGCCGCGGUUGCUCCGUGGCUUCGGUGGCGGAGUGCAGGUGCACACGCAGCCUGGCUACGCGCUGGUGCGCGGCGUGGACAGCGCCUUGCUGGAGCCGCAGCUGCAGGUGCGCACCGAUGACGCGGCCGAUGUGUUUCCGCUUGUCAUGUGCGGCUCGCUGCACUCCUUUUACCUUGCCCUGCGCGGUCACGGCUCGCUGCCGGCUGAUGAGCCGGAGCACGAACUGCAGUAUUUCUACGGCCCGUUUCACGAGAACGUGCACCACUUCUCCUACCGCUGGAAGCCGUUUAGCACCUACCCGCCUCUGCUCAAUGAGACUUAUCUAAUUUACACUCUCACGGACAACCGCGGCGCUCGCCCAGACGUGCGUCUCCCUACGUACACCAUGCUGCAGAACGCCUCCGUUGUCUCGCCCGAGUACUGGCUGUGGCUACUGGUGCUCUGGCCGCAGCGGUGGCUAGCGGCCUUCUCCAUGUAUACUGGCAUCGUUCGCCUCGCUGGGGCGUCCGUAGUGCUCUUCUUCACCCUCUUCUUUGUGCUGGGCAUGCUGGAUGAGAAGAUGUGCGCGACCGAGUCGCUGAAGGCAGCUCUGUGGCGGCGCUCACCCUUUCGGCGCAUUCGCGUUCUCCCUCCAUUGGCGGGCAUGGUGGUGAUGGCGUUUGUGCUGGAGUUGGUAACAGGUCUGUGGGCAUCAACGGCGCUGGAAGUGUGCCUCUCCACCGAUCCACCGGCGUACGUGACGGAGGCGGCGAUGACGGCGCGCAUGAGCAUCUGGGAAAAAUUCACCCUGGUGGCGUUGUACGGUAUCUCCCCUAGCUACCGCGCCUGCCGCUUCUCGUGGAUCUCGAUGCAAGGUGUACCAGUGUGGUCUGUGCUCGUGGAGCAAAUGGCCACCGUCUACCUGGGCUUUGGCAUGGCGUGCGUCUUCCUCAUGUUGGUCUUUGGCUACCUGGCCGUGAUCGGUGCUGUUACGUGGCCGUUUCGCCGGCUUGUGCUGCUCCCGCUCCUUCGUUGUGCACCGAUGUCGCUGGCGCUGCUCCUCGGGUUGGGGUGGGCAGCGCCAACGGUUCUGCUACUGACGUGCCCGUCCUUUCCACUGUGCUUUGUAGACAUGGUCGGCCCCAGUUUGAUGGCGAUUCCGGUGUGGAUGCUGCCUCACUGGACCCGUUCUGGGUACGACUACCGUCUCGUGCUUUUUCUUGUUUGCUUGGCCUGCAUCUUCCCGUCGCACUUCAACGGGCUCGUUCUGACGAUACGCAACGCCAUCAUGAUGCGCAAGAACCCUGCUGCGUUGGGAGAUGCGGAGCGUUACACCCCGAGCCGACCGCAGCUCAUUAUAUUCGGCGUUGUGCAGGCAAACUUGGCCUGCGCCUACGCAUCGCUGUUUUACAUUCUGCGCAAUGAGGAGACUCUCCGGAUGGCGCACGAGGAAAAGCAGAGCAGCAAUGACACGUCUGCACUCACGUCGCAGUCAAAGGCGGGCAACGGCUACGUGCUGGGUGACAUGGGCCGUCGCGCGCCGCGCUUGCGCUCAUUUUUCGAGGUGCUGAACACCGCUUUUAUUUUCGCCAGUGUGUGGGCCUCGGUCGUCGCAAUGCGGCGCCCGAUCGAGGGCGGCGUCUCCCUUCUGGGGAACAUGACACUGCUGGGGUACCUGAGCACGCGCCUCCUGAGGGAGCUGUAG
Molecule: messenger RNA, 3876 nt
Organism: Leishmania mexicana MHOM/GT/2001/U1103
Lineage: Eukaryota; Euglenozoa; Kinetoplastea; Trypanosomatida; Trypanosomatidae
Exons: 1
Coding region: 1-3876 (1291 amino acids)
Biological process (GO): GPI anchor metabolic process; endoplasmic reticulum to Golgi vesicle-mediated transport
Cellular component (GO): endoplasmic reticulum
Molecular function (GO): phosphatidylinositol deacylase activity
Source: RefSeq, a predicted model, not a curated record